AUGUCGUCUGCUGCUUCGGAGGUCUCCUGCAGUCGCGCCACAGCUGAGGGCGCGGAGAAGCGCAGCGCGUGCACCGCCGCCCAGCAUGGCGCCAAGCCCGCGAAGCUCGGGCAUCCAUCAGUCACGGCGGUGACUGCCGCGACGACCCCCACGCUGGAGGGCAACCGCGGCGAGAGCUCGCAGCCGGAGUCCGACGACGACGACUUCGCCUCGCCCGCGUCCGUCUCUCACACACAAGCAGCCGACGCAGUGGCGGGCGCAGGGGCUGCAGCUGCAGGCGGUCACGCGCCGUUUUUGUCCGCCUCAGAAGAGCGCGCGGAGGCGAAGACGAUGCAGGCGAUGAAAGAGUUUGUCUCGCGGCAGGCGCGCACGCAGACGGGCUGCAUGGGAGAGGGCUGCACCAGCGGCUGCGAGCGAAAAGAGAACGGCGACUGCGACGGCGGCACGGCCGUGAAGCGCGAAGGAGAGACGGGAGACCCGCCGCCGGCAGUCAACUUCGUCCUCGUGCCUCUCGACUCACUCCCCGCAGGCGCCUCCCUCAGUGACUACGACGUCCACCUCCUCCACAAGGCGCACCACGGCGACCCCUUCGGCGUCCUCGGCUGCCACGAAGUGAAGGCUGGGCAAAAAGAAAAAAUCCUCAUCGUCAGGGCGUGGAUUCGCAACGCACAGAGCCUCCAACUGCGGGCUUCUGGUCGAUCCGAGUGUGUGCUCGCGUCGGCUGCCACCGUCGGCAUGGAGAAGCGCGCGGAGUUUCUCUUCCAGAGGGCCUUCACUGUGCAUCGCAUCGCCGGCGACGCCUCCGCAGUCAACUCAACCGACGCGAGGCUGGAGACUGCGGAGCCGGGCGAGGCGGUUGCCAGCGACGCGCCGCCUGUAACGUUCAAGUAUGAGAUGCUGUGCAUCUACGAGGGCGACGAGACGCGACAGGAGCGCGUCAUCCAAGACACCUAUAGCUUCGGCGUCCUCCUCCCGCGCUUUGACCUCGAGCUCUUCCAGUCGGGAUCUUGCUGGCACGUGGACAACUUGAUGGGGUCUCACAUCAUGACGGUGGACGGCGUGCAAGGAGUGCGCUUCGCGGUCUGGGCGCCGAGUGCGUGCUUCGUGAGCGUCGUGGGCGACUGGAACGGCUGGGACGGCCGCGUGCAUCCGAUGCGGCGGCGCAUCGAGUUUGGCGUCUGGGAGCUCUUCGUCCCGGGCAUCGGUGCCGGCGAGAAAUACGGCUACCGCAUCCACACGCGCGGCGGCACAGACAUCAUCAAAAUCGACCCCUACGCGCAGGAGUUCGAGAUCCCGCCCCAAACUGCCAGCAUCAUCAGUGCAUGCGAUGACGCCUUCAGAACGCCCGAGGACCGAUUCGUCUGGAACGACCAGGAGUGGAUGGCGCGGCGCAAGGAGCUCGGAGAGAAAGACCUGCUGCGCAGACAGCCAAUGUCGAUCUACGAAGUUCACCUCCCGAGUUGGAUGCGCGGCGACAAUAAUACCUACCUGUCGUACAGGGAGCUGGCGGAUCGCCUCGUGAGGCAUGUGAAGGCCAUGAACUUCACCCACGUCGAGUUCCUUCCGCUCGCGCACCAUCCGUUUGAGGGCUCGUGGGGAUACCAGGUCACAGGUCUCUACGCACCGUACAGCCGCCUAGGGAACCCCGACGACUUGAAGUACCUCGUGGACACUCUGCACCAGGCGGGCAUCGGCGUUUUCCUCGACUUCGUUCCUGCGCACUUCUGCAAAGACGCGUGGGGACUCGCGCGAUACGACGGAGAGCCGUGCUACGAAUACGCAGACCCGCGGGAAGGGGAGCACAAGACGUGGGGAACCCUCGUGUUCAACUUCCGGCGGAGCGAAGUGCGUUCCUUCCUGCUCGGCGCGGCGUAUCACUGGCUGCGGAGAUACCACAUCGACGGGCUCCGCAUCGACGCAGUCUCUUCGAUGCUUUACAAAAACCACCAGCGCGAGCCCGGUGACUGGCUGCCUAACGAGUUCGGCGGCGACGCCAACCUCCAGGCGAUCUCGCUGCUGCAGGAGCUGAACUGGGUGGUGCACCAGGAGUUCCCCGGCGUCUUCACCAUGGCUGAGGAAAGCACCAGCUGGCAAGGCGUCACCGACAAAGACAAGGGUCUGGGAUUCGACGCGAAGUGGGAUCUCGGCUGGAUGAACGACACACUCAGCUACCUCUGUCUGCCGGUGAACAAGCGCCCCGAGCCAGCUUGCCACAACAAGCUGACCUUCCGCGGCCUGUACAUGGCGCACGAAAAGUGGAUUCUGCCUCUCUCGCACGACGAAGUCGUCAGCGGCAAGGGUUCGCUGCUCGAUAAGUGCGGCUUCGCGGGGAGUCCCUUCGAGGACCGCAUUCGGACGCUGAAGACGCUCUUCGGGUUCCAAGUCGGCUCUCCCGGCCGUCCGCUGAUCUUCAUGGGUGCGGAAAUCGGCCAGGGCAGAGAAUGGAAGGACAGCCGGUCGGUCGACUGGCAUGAAGGCGAGGAAGAGCUUCGGAAGAAGUUGUGCAUCUGGGUGUCUGACCUGCUCGCGGUGUACGUUCACCACAAGGCGCUGCAUGCCGGCGACGACGAGCCGUGGAACUUCAAAUGGACGGAUUGCGACAACAGCAAGGAUUGCGUCAUCGCUUUCCUCAGGUCGUACAUGGACUGGUACAAUGACAUCCUUGUCGUGUGCAAUUUUUCGCCCAAUACCUACUACCGGUACCCCAUCGGCGUGCCUCACGGAGGAGAGUGGGAAGUGAUUCUGAACUCGGAUGACUGGCGAUACGCCGGCGGCAUGGUUGGUCCGGGUAACCUGUCGCGAGUCCACACGACGCAGGGCGGACGUCUGGGCUGGCCUUACUGCUUGUGGAUCGACCUCCCGCCCUUCGGGUGUCUCUACCUGAAGGCCCCUCAGCUCGCAGCCGAGCAGCGGAAGGCGCUCGAGGCGGCUGCAGAAGAGGAGAGCGAGAAGCAAAAAGAGAGUGCGGCACGCCAGCAGACAGAUGCCGUGGAGAAAGAAAGAGACGAAACGGCCAAGACGAAUGGGUUGAGCAACGCCAGCUCUGCUCAGUCGGAUGGAAAGCGAGAGGCGUGA
Molecule: messenger RNA, 3075 nt
Organism: Besnoitia besnoiti
Lineage: Eukaryota; Apicomplexa; Conoidasida; Eucoccidiorida; Sarcocystidae
Product: 1,4-alpha-glucan-branching enzyme
Exons: 13
Coding region: 1-3075 (1024 amino acids)
Biological process (GO): glycogen biosynthetic process
Cellular component (GO): cytosol; cytoplasm
Molecular function (GO): 1,4-alpha-glucan branching enzyme activity; hydrolase activity, hydrolyzing O-glycosyl compounds; cation binding
Source: RefSeq, a predicted model, not a curated record